AUGGGUUUGGAAGAUGAUGAUAUGAAGAAAGGAGAAGCUUCGGGAGAGACAUCAGAGAAAGAAACUGGGUUAAGCAGAAAGAAUAGUGUAAGCUCUUUGUCUCCGACAGAAGAUGAUGAUGAAGACGAUCGCGACGACAGGAAGCCAGAACUCGGUCCCAUGAUCGCUCUCAGAGAACAGCUGGAGAAAGACAAGGAUGAUGAAAGCUUGAGGAGAUGGAAGGAACAGCUUAUUGGCGUCGUUGAUUUGGAAGAUGUCGGAGAGACACCGGAUCCGGUAGUAAAGAUACUAGACUUGACAAUUAGGUCACCGGACAGAGAGGAAAUGGUAUUGACGAUACCUGAAGAUGGGUUACCGAACCCGAAGGGACCUUGGUUCACCAUAAAAGAAGGUUCUAAGUACACACUUGUCUUCAACUUUCGUGUCACAAACAAUAUCGUUUCGGGCCUUCGCUAUAACAAUACCGUUUGGAAAACCGCUGUUAAGGUGGAUAGUACAAAAGCAAUGCUUGGAACAUUUAGUCCUCAAUCUGAGCCAUACCAGCAUGUGAUGCCUGAAGAAACAACACCAUCUGGUAUGUUUGCUAGAGGAUCAUAUUCCGCAAGAACUAAGUUUGUUGAUGACGAUAAUAAGUGCUACUUGGAGAUCAACUACACCUUCGACAUCCGCAAGAGUUGGCAAUGA
Messenger RNA from Microthlaspi erraticum, 684 nucleotides. The record is from the annotation of a GenBank genome assembly. NCBI's taxonomy places the organism in Eukaryota, Viridiplantae, Streptophyta, Magnoliopsida, Brassicales, Brassicaceae.